Messenger RNA from Neolamprologus brichardi, 4517 nucleotides. RefSeq names its product platelet endothelial cell adhesion molecule. Gene Ontology annotation, biological process: immune response; cell surface receptor signaling pathway. The record is from RefSeq and is a predicted model, not a curated record. Lineage: Eukaryota; Metazoa; Chordata; Actinopteri; Cichliformes; Cichlidae. Gene Ontology annotation, molecular function: transmembrane signaling receptor activity. Gene Ontology annotation, cellular component: external side of plasma membrane.
GCAAAAACUAUAAUACUACUAUUCAGGAUCAGUGAAAUGUUAGCGUCCAGUCACACUCUUAAUGUCCCUUUCUUUCCUAUAAUUAAGAAAUAAGUAUAUGUAAAUUUACUGAAGGAUUUCUGUAAAGAACUACUGCAGUUGGUACAUAAAACAAGGAACACGUUUUUCCUCCACUUUCCUUAGUGUAUCAGUUUUCCUGUUCUGAGCACAAAUUCUAUAUUUUUCUCAGGGGGAUAUUUUUGGAAUCUGAUAGGAAAUCACACAUGCUUGCACAAACCGAUAACAAAUAAUCAGUGUACAGGAGACAUAAAUAUAUAGCAUUAGCUUUCAGACUCAAACUGUGUAAACUACAUGAAGAUUUUGAAGAUGCCAAACCCACAGACUAGUGAGCUGCACCAAUGGUUCCUAACUGUAACAACAAAACAUUAAUUUAUUUGUCAGUUCUUAACCUCUACACCAUAACCGCCACACUGGCAUUUGCUAAAAACUGAUUGAGGGAAUUUAAGCUGUUAUAAAUGGUUUUUUGACCUAAAAUCUGUCAAAAAUAGGUGAGUCAUAUCACUAUAUAUCGAUCACAUCAAGUAAUUUAGAGCCAGAAAGAGCAUUCCUAUCAAAAAGCAGCUGCUGCAACCAGACUUUUAUAUAUCCUUUAUUUAUCCAGGUAAAAAGUGUCAUUGACAUUAAAAAUGUGUUUUUCAAGAGAGAUCUAGCCGAGGGGGCAGCAGAAACUGUAACAAAUAUAACAUCACAGUUCUAAAAACUUACUGGAAGUAAACAAGAAGGACUGGACUAAUGACAAUAUUGGUACAAAUAUGCAGAGUCAUGAAAUACUUUAAAAACAAGUCAUUUCCUUAUAUUACGUAUAAUCCCUUCAUAACUCCUGUUCACUACAGUCUAUUUACUAAAAUAAGCGACGAUAUUAGACGUUAAAAAAAACACAGAAAGACAUUGGAAAUCACUUUUUGGCACAACACCAGUGUCCUGCAUAACUACCGGUAUGUGUGCUUGUGCCCUGAUGUUUCAUGUGUGGUGCCAGCUAAUAACAAAAACAGUUCCUGAGGGUCCCCGCUCUCUGUUGUUCGUGUGUUUGUGUGUUUAGAUGUGCGACUGCACAAAGGCACUUAUUUUGAACUGUCAGUCAUGCAAAACUGUUCUUUCUGGAUCCAAGAAUGAAAAAAGUGAGCAGAAAAAGUUCCAUUUAAGCUAAAAUCAGCUCCCUUAGAUGUGAUUGUAACAUAUUUCUCUCUCUCUUUCAGAUCACUGAGGUCACCGUAUGAUGCACAAGACUCCUUCACCUCCUAAUACAAUAGUUAAUUUUAAAUGUUUAUAUUAUGUUCAUAUUUAAUGUUCUUGGGUUACUGAACUUUCUACGUGGCACUGUUGGAACAUUCAGUUGUAGACAAGUGCGAAAUUGCAUUGCCUACCUCCUGUAUACUGUUAUUUUGAUGCAAAUAAAUUUUUAAUGAUUAGAUUACUUUUUGUUUCUGAUGUUUUUGCUUUUUUUUAAUUAAAAUAAUGCAAAACCACAUCUUACUUUCAGUUUUACUUUACACUGUGUUUCACGUGAUAUUCAUAGCAAACAACACCAGUUAGCAAGCUGAUAUGACAGAGGCAGGGAGGUCCAGAGUAACACUAUCAGUUAUUUGCACAUGUUUCUAAGAGGGUGUGUGCGUACUUUUCCAUAUGCAUUGCCUGAACACACAGUUUAAAACUGACAAAAUUUGUCACACUUGUGUCUGACAGCAGCUCCCUGUAAUAAUUUUCAAGGACUAAUGUUGUAUUAAAGUCUGUUGUUUUUCCAGAAGAUGCUUGCUUCCUUCUUUGUGGUCAUUCUGGGGUUGUGCUGCUGCUUCGAGGAAAGCAGUCAGUUUUUUCUGGGGCAUCCACAACUGUAUGGCCCCAAUGAGGCUUUGGUGAAAACAUAUGUAGAGUUUCAAUGUGAAGUGCCGAACCACCCGAUAAAUCACGAAAUCCUGCUGCAGAUAUUUAAGGAGGAUGACCCCAACAGGGCAUUGGGUGAAUACACUUCACUGGAAGGGGAGCCCGCAAACAUUCCCAUGGUUAUCAAAAAGCGUUAUGACGGCUAUCUGAAGUGUGUGGCUAGCGUACAAAACCGCUCUAUCUCUCAUAUUAAUUCCACAUCCAGCAACCUACACUAUUUAAAGGUUAUCGAGCCGGUGAAAGGUGCACAGAUCAUCAAUUCUGGUCCAGAUGACUUCUUUGAGGGAGAAACACUUCAGCUAAUCUGUCAACUUAGCGCUGGAAAUUAUAUAUCCUACAAAUGGCUGCACAAUGAUCAGCUUGUAUUGCCGUCUUCCCUCCGUCGUAUUUAUGACAACCAGCUCACGAUCUACAGAACAAAUCCUCAAGACAGUGGCUCCUACAAGUGUGUGGCUACCAACGUCUUCAACAAAACAGUCUUCACCUCCAACAGCUCUGAAAUUGAAAUCACAGUCAAAGAGUUUGUGUCAACCCCUGACAUCUCCUUCACUGUGUUAAAGGAAGAGCCACAAAAUUAUUUUGCGAUGGUUGUCUGUAACUCAACACGAGGAGAUCUGCCUAUCACCUACUCGCUGUACCGUGGGAAAGAGCAGGUCAUCAACGUGACAGUGGAAGAGAGACAUUACGUAUUUAAGCUUCCUUUGGUCUUGGACCGCCACUUAGGCUUUCUCAGAUGCCAUGCGAGCAACGGAGAACAGACCACAUACAGUCAGUGGUUGCCCUUGCAUGUUGUCCCUGUUAGUGGACCUGUGACAAUGCAUUAUGACUACGACACUGGAGAAAACUACGCUGUAAUUGGCCUGAGGUUCUACUGCAAAGCGGAGAAGGGAUCACAUCCACACUAUCAGUGGUUCCACAACAAAACCCUCCUACGGGAUCGAGGAACCUACUACUAUGUGGUGGACCAGAUGCCACAACGAUCGAUACUCCUGCUAUCUGUGGGGAGGGAAAGCGCCGGGACGUACUACUGUGAAGUAUCAGACAGCUUUGACAACAGCACCGCCAUAAGCAGCAAGAGGCGAUAUUUGGAUAAAGAAGUGCUGAACCGCAUUCCUGACUUUGUAGUGGGAGUUGUAUUUGGAAGUUUUGCCUUUUUGAUUUUCCUGAUGUCUGCUUGUUGCUGGAUUGGAGUGAUUUUCAGGAAGAGGCAGUAUGGAGAAAAGUCUCUGUGGAGCUUGGAGAUGCAGAGAAGCAAAGCUGUAUAUGAGGACGAGCUGGACUUUUCAGUCCACAGUGACGAUUCUGAUCUGCUGAAAGCAGCGAGAGAGGAUGAAUUCGAUCAGGCAUCUGAAUCCUCUGAAGAUGAAUGGCCCCAGAUUCAGAAGAAGACUUUGAAGGAUGAAUCAGUUUAAAGAACUACGUGGAUGUUUGCUCUCUAAACGUGAACUGUUGUAGUGAAAUAAACAUUUGGUUAGUGCUGCAGCAUCCUUACAGCAUGAGCACUUUUACCAGUUAUCUGUAAAACAUUGUGAAGGAGAAGUUAAGUCAGAGGUGCCAAGCUUAAUACUGAUGAGGAUGAGGGAAACAGAAUUAAGAAAGAAAGAACUCUCUUUAACCAGUGGAAUCAUUUUUGACCCCAGUUGUAUAUUUAUAUGUGUCUGUGUGAUAAUUUUUGAUUGCAAAAUUAUUUUCUAACAUGAGUUUGUCAGUUUACUUGUUCCACGGCUUUUCUUUGUGCUUUACAGGAAUUGGGCGAUUUGAAUGCACGGAUUAAGGAAAGUUAUGUGGGGUAAUUAAUGUGUUUGUUUAUUUGUAUCAUCAUUUUCACUCGUAACCUCUACAUUGUAAUGUUUUGCAGUGAAAACUGGCUAACAGACCAGGAUAUAGCAAGCUCCGAGUGUUGCAGAAAAUAUUAAAUAUUACAUAUUUAAAAACAACAAAUUUGUUUAGACUGUGUCCGAAAUAGAAGAAAGGACGAAAACACAGCUGGGCUAUGAUGAUUUUAUUGUAAUUAUUUGUUGGUCAAACUAUUACAAAGUUAUCAGUUCAUCUAUAUUUUGGAGUGAAAAAUGAUGAUAGCAUAUAAUUUAGCAUAGCAAUUUUAUUUUAUUUUUUGGGGGAGGUGGAAUGGUAAAACGUUUAAUACAAGAAUUCUCUAAAUAAAUCGUCUUUCGUUUGUACGUUCGUGUUUGUCUUAACUCGUUUCUGGAUAAAGACUUUUGAAACACAUAAUUGACUACAUUAUAAAAUUUAUGAAUUUUAGUCAUACAUGAAGGAAAGUGUACAUGAAUGAGCUUAUGUCCAUUAUAGUCAGUAAAACCACUUGGUUACUUGACAAAUGCACACUUUCUGUUCUGCACAAUGUUGCCGCCAUUUGUGAAAGGUUGUAUCUACCACUGGAAAAAAAUACUUUUUUUUGCCACCUACACCUCGUCUAUGAGUAAAAAUCUGGGGUUAUUACCUACUUUUUUAAAAAUUCAAAUAUCUAAAAUGUAUUUUUCUAAAUUAGAUAAUAACUUAAAUUUUGUGUCAUUGCUGUGAAAUUUUCAGAUAAUAACACAAGAUUUUGACCUAUA